AUGAGUUAUAACUACACCACCCACAACUACUACAAUCAGAACUACACCAUCCACAACUACUACAAUAGAACUACACCAUCCACAACUACUACAACUCCAAAAACGGAUGGCUAUGUUUAUACUAGAGGUGGAUAUGUUUACCCGACGCCGUCGAAUGAAGUAACAAGGGUUGUGUCUACACCAGGAGAUACUUAUUUAACGCCGAAGGUAAGAACCACGACGCCUACUACAACCACUAGAUUUAGAACUACACCACCCACAACUACUACAAUCAGAACUACACCAUCCACAACUACUACAAUUAGAACUACACCAUCCACAACUACUACAACUCCAAAAACGGAUGGCUAUGUUUAUACUAGAGGUGGAUAUGUUUACCCGACGCCGUCGAAUGAAGUAACAAGGGUUGUGUCUACACCAGGAGAUACUUAUUUAACGCCGAAGGUAAGAACGACGACGCCUACUACAACCACUAGAAUCAGAACUACACCAUCCACAACUACUACAAUUAGAACUACACCAUCCACAACUACUACAACUCGAAAAAGGGAUGGAUAUGUUUACCCAACGCCGUCGAAUGAAGUAACAAGGGUUGUUAAAGUGUCUACACCAGGAGAUGCUUAUUUAACGCCGAAGAUAAGAACCACGACGCCUACAAUCAGAACUACACCAUCUACAACUACUACCACAACUACACCAUCCACAACUACUACCACAACUACCACUACACCAUCCACAACCACUACAAUCAGAACUACACCAUCCACAACUACCCAAAGAUUGAGAACUACACCGCCGACCUAUCUGCCACCGCACAAGUAUACAUAUCUUCCACCACCGCAACCUUCCACCACCUACAAACCUACGACGCGGAAGCCAAUUACGUAUCCACCAGUCAUUUAUAGUGUAUAUCCAACAAUAAGAACAACAUACCGACCAUAUAACUAUACUGGUACUCCGUAUUCACGACCGACCUUACCGCCACCCACGCCGACCAGACCUUAUAUAGGUUACGAAUAUCUACCUCCUAGGGAUUAUCUACCUGCCUUCGAAGAAAUCCCCAAACCUCAUAAAGAUUAUCUAUUUGCCUUCGAAACCCGCAAAUGAUGAGAACUGAUAACGCGAACAAUUACACGAGUUCAUUGUCGAUCAGCGAAAUGCAUAAACCUCUCUCUCUCUCUUAAAUCUUAAUAAUAUUAAUAUUAAUAAUAGCAAUAUUAUUUGAUGACCGAUGGUAGU
Nylanderia fulva is the source of this 1239-nucleotide messenger RNA. The record is from RefSeq and is a predicted model, not a curated record. NCBI's taxonomy places the organism in Eukaryota, Metazoa, Arthropoda, Insecta, Hymenoptera, Formicidae.